Messenger RNA from Sclerotinia trifoliorum, 2927 nucleotides. The record is from the annotation of a GenBank genome assembly. NCBI's taxonomy places the organism in Eukaryota, Fungi, Ascomycota, Leotiomycetes, Helotiales, Sclerotiniaceae.
CUGCCGAUGAACCACUCAACUAAACAUGGCAAAUCACGUUUCAAUCGGGCUCUUGGUGUUAUUUCUUCUCUAUAACCGUUUCUAUAACCGUUCCUUCAAUACAAUCCCAAUUCCCAACUGAGGCUCAGCCUGCAGUCAUGGUUUGCGAGUCCUACAUCAUAAGUUUCUCUCAUUUCCUCUGAAAAAGCAAAAUAAGAACAUGUGACAUUGAAUUUUCAUCGAGAAUCAUUUCUUCUCUAUUUUUUUCGUCACUCACUCCAUAUUCUUCUAUUUCCUUACAUACGUUCUUUUAUUUUUCUUUGGAUUUACUUUCCUUUAUUUGAUCGUAGGAGUCAAUCACUCUAUCGUCGCCACAUCUUCACGCUCGUUUGCUUGCAUCCACUCUCGUUCUAGACAUUGAUGACUUUUUUCACCCAAUCAAUUCAAAGUUACAGCUUUUAAACGUCUGCUUCCUACUUGACACUAUUGACUUGACCCUAAAAGAUCAGUCUACCCGCCAAACACAGUCCACUUUGCAAAACAUUGGCAUCCAAUUCAAAAGAGCUUCACCUGAAAAUCAUCCACCUUAUUCACAAUCUUUCCACUGCAAUCCAAAAACUGGGAUCGAAAUGGUCGUCUUUCGAGGUGCUUCGAUCGUUUCUAUCAUUACAAUUGCUGGGAACCUUCUAUCACAAACAGCACAAGCGAUACCAACGCCUCAAGAUCAAAGACCAAGAGGCUAUGAUUAUGGAGUAGACGUAGGGGCUCUUUUGAAACGGGAUGUUCCACACAUGCCCACUACUGGAGUGUCGUACAUUGGCUCAAAUUCAUCAAUACCACUUCGUCAAGAGGUUCGAGACCUAGAGAAGGACGCGGACCUAUGGGAGCUAUAUAUCUUGGGAACCUCAAUGAUGCAAACUAUCAAUCAGUCAGAUAUUCGUUCAUGGUAUCAAAUAUCUGGUAAAUGUCAAUAAACCUUACAGAUGGAAUUUGCUAAUACCAAUUAGGCAUUCAUGGUAGACCUUAUCUUCCAUACGAUGGAGUUCAAGCAACUGCAGGUGACGAGAAUAAUGGCUAUUGUACUCAUGUCUCCAUUCUCUUCCCUACUUGGCACAGGCCUUACUUGGCACUUUAUGAGGUGGGGUUUGCUUUGCGUUAUAAUGUGAGCUAACUGUAUUGACGUUUUCUACAGCAAGUGCUUCACAGCAUCGUUUUGUUUAUUGCGGAACAAUUUCCUGCUGGAGCCGAGCGAGAAAGGUAUACAGCUGCUGCGGUUAACUUCCGUGUUCCAUACUGGGACUGGGCUGCAGUACCACCAAAAGGGCAAAGUGUUCUUCCCCCAAGUGUUUCGAAGCCUACGAUUACCGUCAAUGGCCCUGCUGGUGUUCAAACGAUCUCCAAUCCACUAUUUAGUUAUUACUUUAACCCCCUGGACCCAUCGGAAUUGCCGGAUGCGCCUGUAAGUGUAAAAUCAUCACUCAUUAUGACCUACUAACACCCCACAGUUCAGCCAGUAUUCGCAAACUUUGAGAUACCCCACAUCAGGGACUGCCUCCGCUACUUCACAAAAUGCCCUUGUUGCUCAACAACUUGAUAACAGUGCUGCUUCAUUUCGAAAUCGUUUGUAUAAUCUCUUCACAAACUACCAUGAUUACAGUACGUUCAGCAAUGAAGCUUGGAUAACCGCAUCCAGCCCUGGAGAUUUCGAUUCCAUUGAAUCUCUGCAUGAUCAAAUUCAUGGUUUGACAGGAAGUGGUGGCCACAUGUCUUACAUCGACUACUCAGCUUUUGAUCCUAUUUUCUUUCUGCAUCAUGCUAUGGUCGAUCGCUGUUUCGCUAUUUGGCAAACCUUGAAUCCGCACAGUUAUGUGACACCCAAGGCAGCUUCAUAUAGCACAUUUACUAUGACGGCAGGAAGUAUCCAGGAUGCAUCCACACCACUUAAGCCAUUUUAUGAUGCUGGCGGAAAUAACUUUUAUAGCUCCUCAGAUGUUGUAUCAACGGAAGCUUUUGGUUAUGCAUACCCAGAAACAGUGCAAGGGGGCAACACCACUGCUCAGGCUAUCAAAGCCAUAAACCUUCUGUACGGGACCACUGCCCCGGCAAAGACUAUCUCUCACCGCUCGACCCGAGAAACUUCUUCAAGAAUAGCGGGACGAGAGCUCCAAGUCAAUUCCUCAUCUAAUCUUCCUGUUUUAGCUACAAAUGGUCAAUACACAGAAUGGAUAGCCAACAUUCAAGCCAAGAAAUUUGCCCUCUCCAAGUCAUUCUUCGUUCACGUCUUCCUCGGACCUUUCAAAGAUGAACCCUCAAGUUGGUCCUUCGAGCCCAACUUAGUCGGCACUCACUGUGUUUUUGCCAAACUUUCAUCCUCCGGUGCCGUUGCAGCUGAUCCCAACCAAUUGGUUACAGGAACGAUUCCACUUACUAGCGCCCUACUUGACGAUAUCUCACAAGGUCUUUUGCAUUCUUUAAACGAUGAGGACGUGGAACCAUACCUUAAAAAGAACCUUCACUAUCGCAUUACACUCCUUGAUGAUACUGAAAUCGAGAAUUCAGCUGUGCCAAGUUUAACGAUUACCGUAGUAAGCGCUACUGUCCAGCAAAGUACAGUUGAUCAUGAACUACCAAAAUGGGGUCCAAUGAUCAGUCAUAUGGAGUUAUCCACCGGAGCAAGUAACUCGACGAAGACUUAGAGAGGGUAUUGCAAGGAGAAAAUAUAGGAAUGGGAGGGGAUGCCCGACCGAUUUCGGGUUCAUUUGCAUAAUGUAACAGGAAUUUAUGAUUUUUUUCAAUUAGCUUUAAUUUUUAGAGGAUGGAAUUUGUCAAAGGAAGUGGGCUGAUACCAUUUUGGAAGCUGGAUUGUAAGAUAGCCAACAAGUAAUAUGAGGAUAGAUGUGCUAUUACAUUUUUUAUUAAUAUGUUCUUUUACCACCAAUCUAUCUUCC